UAUCAAUCGCGUCCCACAGACCCGUUCAUUAUCCGUACCUUAGCUGAGGUCGCAUUGAAACUACAUGUACUGCCACUUAACGCGAUCGCGUAAAAUCGUCGAUUUAUUGAAACUUCAUCUACUAUCAAUGGUCAUCCAUUCAUCCUGUUCAAGCCUCCAUUCGUUGCUCCACACCAGGAACAAUGCCGCCCCCAUCAGCUCCAACACUUCCAGGAUAUGUCACGAUUCGUGAUAUCCUGGAUGGGAAAAUUGCAAAGGGGUCUUUAGUCAAUGUGUUCGGCGUUGUUCUUGAUUUUCGUGACGCUAUUGAAACAAGAAGCACAGAUUGGAAAUGUCAGGUUCGGCUUUUCGACUCAUCCGUAGAUGACGAUAGUUCAAUUGCCUUCAACAUCUUUCGUCCGAAAGAGAACUUGCCGAAUCCCGGCUGUGGCGAUGUAAUGCUCAUUCGUCAAGCAAGAGUACAAUCAUAUGCGGGUGAUGGUCCCUCCCUCUUAACCCAUUAUAGCACUAGGAUUUCACAAUACAAAGCCUCUAAAAUUCCCAGAAACCCUGGCGAAGCUUCAUGCGCUCUCUGUCCACCGAGUGCUCCCAAAGAUACACCACCAGGCGACAAGGAGAAUGCUUUCGUUUCUGCAACGUAUCAUAGCAUUGACAAGAGUCGAUUACCUAGUGAAGAAGUGUUUGAGACUAUGGUCGUUGCAUCACUGAACGUCAAAAGCAAGUUCAAGCUACUUCAGGAUGUUCAAGAGGGAUGUUUCUGUGACAUCGUCGCCCAGGUCCUUCGGCCACCCCACGAUGGCGGUGACAAGAUAACUUUGUGGGUUUCUGAUUAUACAGAGAACCCAGCUUUCCAUAACUUUUCCAUCGGCUUCGAUGAAUCUUCUAUUGGGCGAGAUGGUGAUCCAUUUGGCUAUACCGACAGGUUCACCACGGCUGCUAAGACAUCGGACUGGCCGGGCCCUUUUGGGAAGAGGUCCAUACAGAUCACAUGCUGGGAACCCCAUGUAACUGCAAUCCGUGACCAAGAUAUGGGAACUCUCGCAUGGGUUUUGAUCAAAAAUUUACAAAUCAAACUAGGUCACAGUGGUGUCAAUCUGGAGGGAUUCUUGAGAGAAGACCGUGACUCCCAUGGACCAAAGAUUGGUGUUCGUACGGUAGAUUCGAACCCCGACUCGGAGAAUUUCGAUCCGCGUGCAAAGGAGGCACUGCAAAGAAAAAGAGACUAUGAUCGCUUAAGAAAAGCGCAGUUUAAAGAAAUCAAGGAGGCUACCAGAGCCGGACAAAAGCGCAAGCAUGGCGUAGAGUCGAACUCGGAACCAAAGAAAGACAACGCUAAAUCUAGGCGCAAGGAAGCUCGAUCGAAAAGCAAAGCCAGCAAAGAAGGUGAGGGCAGAGAGCCUACAGAACAAGGUGCAGUCCCUUUCGUGGACCUGAACACUCGAGUGAAAUGCGAAAAUGAAGAUAAGCCGGCCAGUCUGAUUGCUGAAAUCACAAAACUUGUCCAGCACGAAACUACCGUCGAUGGUGGACUUUUAAAGCUUCCUCUGCCCUUUGUAAACUUGAACUACAGAGCAAACGUUCGAGUUGUCGACUUUUCACCAUCAAACCUUGCAGAUUUCGCCUAUCCAAAAAAGGAAUCAGAGUAUGAUGACCUUUCCGAUGACGGUGAAGAGUCGCUGUCCAACAGCGAAACUGAAGCUGAAGAUGGUAAGCCAAUCCAGAGAACGCUGGAUGAUUUCUCCAAGGUGCGAAACUGGGAGUGGCGUUUCUUCUUGGAGCUUGAAGACGCCGCAGUCACUGGGAAGCAUAAGAAGCAGAGACUUUGGGUGGCAGUGGACAACCAAUCUGCUCAAUUACUUACUGGACUCGAUGCAUGUAACCUAAGACGAGAUAAGCAGGCGCUGGUAACCCUCCGCGACAAGAUGUUUACACUAUGGGGAAAUUUGGAAGAGAGAAAGGCUGCUGCCCAAGAAGCAGCAAGAAAGGGAAAGCCCCCAGUUGACAGCGACGAUGAAGAUCAACAGCAGCCCGACAUCAAGAAUUCUGGCAAAGCGCAACUCACAAACCGGGCAUUUCCAUGUUGCGUAAAGCAAUACGGUAUCAAAGUUGCCGAGUCAGAACCGUCAAAAGCUAAUGCAGGGAAUGGGAAACGUUGGCAGAGAAUGUUCCAACUUUUUGGCGCCAGAAUUGUUGGAGAAUAGUUUGUAAAGACAAUCAGGUCUGGUUGCGAUAAUGAAGAUGAGUUGAGUGACGAUGGACCGUGUUUAUCAGGUCUAUGGAAAGAAAAGUCGGGUUCAGGUCUUGAUAUUGGGGCGUUCACUUGCAAGUUUGUCUCAGAUAGGAGUUAAAAGCGAUUGAACUGAGGCGAAGGUAUUCUGAUAUUGUAAUG
Molecule: messenger RNA, 2389 nt
Organism: Fusarium redolens
Lineage: Eukaryota; Fungi; Ascomycota; Sordariomycetes; Hypocreales; Nectriaceae
Exons: 4
Coding region: 183-2201 (672 amino acids)
Biological process (GO): regulation of telomere maintenance via telomerase; telomere capping
Cellular component (GO): nuclear telomere cap complex; chromosome, telomeric region
Molecular function (GO): telomerase inhibitor activity; G-rich strand telomeric DNA binding
Source: RefSeq, a predicted model, not a curated record